AUGCCCACCAACACCAACACCCCUCCCAACCCGCACCCUCCCUCAACUCUCCUCACCACCCUCCUCACCCUCACCGAGUCCACCAUAAUCCCCCUCACCACCACCGGCGUCUCCUCCGGCUCAAAACUCUUCGGCGCCUCCAUCCUCUCCCGCGACACCCUGUCCCCCAUAACAACAGCCACAAACAACGAAGCCCUCUCCCCCCUCCUCCACGGCGAAAUAAACUGCAUCCAGCAAUUCUUCACCACCAUCCCCCCCUCCUCCCGCCCCUCCCCUUCUUCCUGCAUCUUUUUCGCCACACACGAGCCCUGUUCCCUCUGUCUGUCUGGAAUCACCUGGGCUGGGUUCAACGAGUUCUACUAUUUGUUCACCUACGAGGACUCAAGAGACGCGUUCAAUAUCCCGUAUGACAUUGACAUUCUGGAGGAGGUGUUCAAAGUAAGGGGAGAAAAUGAGGGGGAGGGUGAGUUUAAGAGGAGGGGGUUGUAUAACAAGAAUAACAAGUUCUUCAAGAGCAAGAGUCUAGGGGAGCUGAUCGAGGAGGUGGAGGAUGAGAAGGAGAGGGAGUACUUCAGGGGGGAGGUCAAGAGGCUAAAGGGGUUAUAUGACGCGCUCAGUGAGACGUACCAGAAGGGCAAGGCGGAGGGUGUGGGGAGUGAGAGUGUUUGGAAGUAA
Molecule: messenger RNA, 675 nt
Organism: Podospora pseudocomata
Lineage: Eukaryota; Fungi; Ascomycota; Sordariomycetes; Sordariales; Podosporaceae
Exons: 1
Coding region: 1-675 (224 amino acids)
Molecular function (GO): catalytic activity
Source: RefSeq, a predicted model, not a curated record